Laetiporus sulphureus 93-53 is the source of this 1099-nucleotide messenger RNA. RefSeq lists its product as uncharacterized. The transcript has a single exon. NCBI's taxonomy places the organism in Eukaryota, Fungi, Basidiomycota, Agaricomycetes, Polyporales, Laetiporaceae. The coding region runs from base 164 to 802 and encodes 212 amino acids. The record is from RefSeq and is a predicted model, not a curated record.
ACUCACCGCCAUCUCCUGCUUCGCAAUCCUUUCAGCCUCACCCAUACCCGCGACUAGUGGCGUCGCUAGCGUCCCACUCCUCAGCCCACGUUCCUGUCCACCGCCGUUUAUAAAAGUUGCCUCCAAGCGUACACGAGGCCGCCUGCGGACGUAGCACGCCCCGAUGCCUUUGGGACCGUACAGCUUGGGUAUGGAAGUGCACGUCACGAUGCCGACGAACGAGCGCGCCAAUCUCCUUGAUCGGCUGGAUGACGCCCGUCUCGUUGCUCACGGUCAUGAUGGAAACCAGUGCCGUGUCUGGCCGAAUGGCCUUCUCCAUCUCAGCGAGGUCGAUGAUACCGUUCUUUGUAGGCGGAGGAAGUCACAUCGAACGCCUCUUCUUGCAGCUUCCGGCAGGAGUCGAGGACGCGUCGCAUUUGUGUUCCUAAGCAUCACAGAGCGGAAUGAGCGGGUCCAAGUUCAGUGGACGGCUCUAGCUCCGAAAACGUACUGUAGGGUGGUGAUAACGCGCUCCUUUUUGUCCUUAUGGAACCGCGCAACACCCUUGAUAGCCAUGUUAUAUGACUCAGUCGCGCCCGAGGUGAAUACGAUGUCAUUUGAGUCAGCAGCGCACUUGUUCCAAACCAGAAACUGCCUGUGCCUUGUGCGCUACGACUUUCAAGCGAAGAUGAUCCAUCGCAGUAUUUGUGCAGAAGCAAUCCGCCCGGCGAAAAGGAAGUCCACUGAGCGCCUCUGGGCCCCUGGGUGCCGAUAUUGGAGAUCGCGUCGCCAGCCGCGGCUACAAGGAGGCUAUGUGAUCUAGGCGAAACAAACUGUGCAGUGGUGUCCGUCGUGUGCGCUGAUUUGGGACUCGGUAAUCUCCGCGUCCGAAAGACAUGAUUGCAUUCUUUGUCGACAAGCAGUGCUUGGUUUUGAUGAGUUCAUAAAGGUUUCGGUACACUCUUGUAGCCAAGGCUUCAGAUGUACAUGUGUUGGUCUUCACAGCAGGAAUACGAUGUAGGACAGAAUGAUGCGCAACGUUCACCGUUUGUUCCUUGAUGGGAAAACAUACGGAAGUUGAGGUCUCCGAGACUGGGCGCUUGCGCCAUAUUUGCAAAGC